GAGCGUGCGACCCUCGGAGUUCAGCAGACGGAGUCUCCCUCUGUCACCCAAGCUGGAGUUCAAUGGCUUGAUCCCGGCUCACCGCAACCUCUGUUCAAGUGAUUCUCCUGCUUCAGCCUCCUGAGUACCCAGGAUUACAGGCACCCACCACCACGCCUGGCUAAUUUUUGUAUUUUUAGUAGAGAUGGAGUUUUACCCUGUUGGCCAGGCUGGUCUUGAACUCCUGACCUCAAGUGAUCCACCCGCCUCUGCCUCCCAAAGUGCUGGGAUUACAGGUGUGAGCCACCGUGCCCGGCCAACAUUUCUUUUUUUAAAAUGAACUUUUCUAUCUCACAAACGGCAGUGAAGGUGUCAAAAUUUUCACAGUAUUUCUGGGGCAAUUACUGGAUAGGAUGAGAUCUGCUGCUAUCUUCUGUGGGAGAAGAAGGGGCAGAGAAAUACACUUGGCUAGAAAGAAAAGGGACCUGCUAUGCCCACUAACAAAAUAGGACUGUCAAUGGCAGGAUACCAGCUCUGGUCACCAUGGACCCCACUGGAUGAGAGUUUCCAAUGGCUGCGGCACACGACACCUACACCUUCCUCCAAGCACCCAUUCAGGGCCUCCCCCUGCUUCCCACACACACCUUCCGACCUUGAAGUGCAGCUGUGCUUUCAAGAGGUCACUCUAGUCCUAGACAGCCCAUUCCUGGAAUCUGGAGUGAGUUCCAAGUUACCCUGCCACACAUCAGAGUUGCGAACGAUGAACAACAAAGGACUGGUCAGGAAGCCCCAGCCCAUCCGCCUCAGUGGAGUAGAUUCUGUCUUUGGCAGAGUUAUCACAGCUCAGCCACCAAAGUGGACCGGGACUUUCAGAGUUUCAGACAAGUCAGCCUUUUGCAAAAUCAUUAGCAGGGAGCACCAGUGGCCCAUUGGACUGAAGGAGCCUCAGAUUCAGAUGACAGUGACUAUGUGCAAACAGAUGCUGCGCUCUAUCCUCUUGCUGUACGCAACUUACAAAAAGUGCACCUUUGCCUUGCAGCACUCCAAGUAAAGGGUCCUCAUUUGAUCCCCAUUUCUUCACACCAUGCCCUUUGGUAUGUACCUGAAGCUUACAGAAACCUGUCCAUGUAAAUGAAACUGUGACAUUGUCCCA
Pongo pygmaeus (Bornean orangutan) is the source of this 1132-nucleotide messenger RNA. RefSeq names its product FANCD2 opposite strand (gene FANCD2OS). The record is from RefSeq and is a predicted model, not a curated record. The transcript is spliced from 3 exons. The coding region runs from base 470 to 1030 and encodes 186 amino acids. NCBI's taxonomy places the organism in Eukaryota, Metazoa, Chordata, Mammalia, Primates, Hominidae.